Messenger RNA from Xylaria bambusicola, 1857 nucleotides. RefSeq lists its product as uncharacterized. Bases 1 to 1857 code for a protein of 618 amino acids. Gene Ontology annotation, biological process: regulation of DNA-templated transcription; DNA-templated transcription. The record is from RefSeq and is a predicted model, not a curated record. Lineage: Eukaryota; Fungi; Ascomycota; Sordariomycetes; Xylariales; Xylariaceae. Gene Ontology annotation, molecular function: zinc ion binding; DNA binding; DNA-binding transcription factor activity, RNA polymerase II-specific. The transcript is spliced from 6 exons.
AUGGCCUCCGACAACUGGAAAGAUGCAAGCGAUGCUGACCGCCAGAGCCCAAACGAGUGCUCACCUGACGCCUCUAGUACGAAACCAGCUGGCAGCCGAUCGAAGGCGAGCAUCCGCGCCUCACUAGCAUGCGUUCAAUGUCGCAGUAAACACGUAAAAUGUGAUGCAAGGCAACCGGCCUGCGGUCGGUGUCUUGUGGAAGAAAAACCAUGCUAUUAUACCAAGUCAAGGCGGGGCAUUCGGGAUCCAAAGAAACGAAGUUUGAUUUCAGAUCAGAUACCGGUUUCCUCGCCACAGUAUAACAGUACAGCAAUUAAAUGUCCGUCUAAGAUCUUACCCUUCGACAUGCCGAAUGCAUUAUCAAAUGGUUGGACAACCUCGAAGCCAGCCGACACGAAGAGGCACGAAUCAUUAGCAUCCGCCUUCUUCGACUAUUUCUACCCUGGUCAUCCUAUUCUGCCGCCAAAGAACUACUUCUUCGGGUACGUCGAAUCGGAUCCCAAUGCUUAUCACUUCUUACUCUCUGUUAUCGACUUCUGCGGUGCGCUGCAUACCGGAGAUGCCAGGUUAAAUGACCUUCGAGAGGCAACGUAUGCCGCAGCUUGUGGACCUUUGCCCUUCACAGUACAGUCAGUACAAGGCCUGCAUUUAUUAUCCACAAUUGCAUUCGGCGAAAGCAAACUUGAACACCAUAUAAGCUUCGGGAACCGGAGUUGGAAGAUGGCGAUAGAGCUUGGUAUGCAUCGUAAAGCGUUCGCGGACCGUACUUCGGACCCAAUAUGGGCAGAGACCUAUCGACGAACUUGGUGGUACAUAAAGUUUCAGGGUAUGAUACGGCGCGCCCACGAAACGGAGCCGGCAGUCGAGACUUAUGAAGUCGAGUCGGACGUGGACAUGCCCUACUCGGAAGAAUGGCAAUAUCAAUCAGGGGAUAUUCCCCCGCCUAUAUCUGUGUUACAGCACGACAGAGAAGUCGACCUUGGGCGUUCCGAGUUUCCAUCCUUAGCUUUACAGAUUGAACUUUGCCGCAUACAGGCUGAUCUGUCGCUUUUGUGCGACGAAAUAAGUGGUGGGGAUGACGAAAAUAUGGAAAAGAUCAAUGAGGCAGACCUGAAAAUCUGCGACUUUUUGCGCCGUAUCCCGCGAUGGAAAAUGGAAGUCAUUGAUCCAGAAGGAAGACCAGACCAAGUACUUUUUACCACAGUGGCCUGGGCUCACAUAAGUCGAAUUCGGCUUAGACAAUCCGCACUCAGAAAAGGCCUUAAUAUACGUGAAUACUUUCCAUUAGGCCCAGGUCGUGGACCCGAUCGCAAGGGACAAGCUGUGAAACAAUUUGGUUGGAACCCACACCCUGUUGAUAUCCAAGCAGCCAACAGCGUCUGUGAUCUAUUUCGGUAUUCAAUUCCCAUCAAAAACCUCCGGCCUAUGAUGGUUCCCGGCCUCCUGAGAGUGGCUAUCGUAUACUUGGACGCAUGCGUAUUUUUGGGACUAGACUCCCCGAUUUUUCGCGAGAGGAUAAAUACUCUCAUACGGAUCCUUACGCUACACGGAGAAACAUGGUCUUUGUCGAGGAAGAUAGCCGAAGACAUUCAAGCCGUCGCAGACGAAUACCUACCACUACCAGACAAUUUGCAGGGGCACUCCACGAGCCCUGAUUCAGAUGAGUGGAACGCCUUGGUGGCUGAGGCCAUCAACAACAGCCCCUUUUUCGGGCCGUCCGCCGUGGGGUUCGAUCACCAAUCAUUUCUCAACCCGCAUCUACAAUGUGUAUUGUUAAAUAAUCGCGAGUCGAAUCAUCAUGUUCUGGCGCCUAUUGUACAUAGUUUCUCGACUGGCUCAUCAGCGCCAGCUACUUGA